AGCAAAAUAUGGAUAGUUCAAAUGAAAAUAGUAUCGCCGCUUCAGCUGCAACGCCACAGGAUAUAUCGGCACGCUUAGCCGCACUAAAUCGUUGGCAAGAGGAGCAGAAACGCCUGUUGGAGGAGCGUCAAAACACUCAGCGUUUAAUGUUGGGCUUGGAGCAGCGCAAUAUGUACCAAAUGCUUGGACUACUGCAAAACGAACUUAAGAGCAGGGACAACGAUAUUGCAGAUGUGACUUUAACAGAAAACAAUGACAAGCAAAGUAAAGAGCAGGACCAGGAGCAGUCAUUUACCAUAGAAAUGCCACGCCAUGCAAACUACCAGCAGGAAGAGGAUAAAGCUCAACAAGAGUUCGAACUCACAGAGAUUGCUACUGGCCAAAUAAGUCCGCGACCAGCGAAGCCCAAACGUCCGUUUCUACGCCGUGGUGAUGGUCUAAAGCAGCGCUUUAAAGUUGAUCCGGAUAAAUUACGUCUUAAUAAUUUGCCGCGCUACAAGUUUGCCAAUGCACAUCCACAGUAUCGCACGCCAACAUCGGACAAACCGAAGAAACGUAGUAUUUUAAAGACCCACAAAGAGUCAGGUGCUGUAGAAAAGGCAAAUGCACAGCCUUUACCUCUGCUAUCGCUCAAAGAGCAGCGCUUUCAGCAGCUAUUGAUGAAUGCCAAGCAUGUGUGCAGCUCCACCCCGGAUCUAAAGUCUUCCUCUAGCUCGACCAACAAUACCAAAUCCAGCGUAUCGCCUAAGGUUCACUUUGUCGAGCUUAACGACGCAGAACAAACCAAAGGACAAACAGCUGAUGAUGAACAAUCCUCCUGCGAGACAAACUCCAGUGCACUGGUAAACGUGUGCUGGGCCAAGGUGCUGGACACACAGCAAAUAAAGCCUCCAGUACUGCAUCGACGCACGGCCCAAAUACGCGUUGAAAACGACGACAAUGUCAGCAUAUUUGAGUUGCUUGAACAGAAGGCGCGUGAGGGCAACAUUGAUAUGAACUCCAGCUUCAUACGCACAUUUAUGGCACGCAAGGAACAGCGACGUCAGGUGGACACCGCCGACGAUAGUGAUCAGAUAGUAAUUACCGAGCAAUUGCGCGAAAUGCGACUACAGCCAGAGGUGUCUGAGGUUAUCAGUGAAAAUGAUGAAGAUGAGGAUGAGGACGAAGAGAACGCUACCUUGAUAAGGACGCCGCUAAAGAUUGGCGCAGGAAAGACUCAGGUGCACGUGCGCUUCUCCGACUCCAAUGAGACUCACGAAUAUUCAGAUGAGGCAACGCUGCAGGAGGGCACGAAUGUGCAGCUCUUCGAGGAAUUUAAAACGGCGCUAUUUCAGGCUCUGGAACAGAGAACGGCUCAACAGGCAAAGAGCGUCGCAAGCAAUGAGCCAUUAACGGAAGAGCUACAAAUCCAAGCGAAUCUGGUGCGGACGCGUCUACAGGAACUGGAAACAGAAAUAGCCACAUUUAAAGAGCAAAAUGCGCAGCUGCUGCGGCUGAAGCAACAGCACGAGCUGGAUCAAGCCAAGUGCGCCCAGGAGCAUUUGGAGGCAAUGGAUCGUGUGCAUGAUGAAAAAAUACAAGCCGAGAUCUAUUUGCAUGAUGAGCGGAUGAAGAUAGAGGAGGAGCGUCGCAAAUUCGAGCAGCAAAUGCGUCUUCAAAAGAGCAAUGUGAAUAGUAAAGAGAAAAGGGAGCUGGCGGCGCUAAAGCAAGAGGUGGAAGCCCUUCAGCUGCAGCUCAAGCAAAAGGAUCAGACUCACGUGUCAGCGCAGGCGCGACUUCGUGCUCAGCUGCGUGCCACCGAAAAGGAACAGCGCAGCUACAGGGACGAGAUCGAGCUGCUUAGUCGCGAAAACAAGCGACUGGAGCAGGAGCUAGUAAAGAUUACGCGCGAGAACAACAGCAAAAUGUUGCAGGAAAUCAAUCGCAACAUUGCGCGUUUAGCGCCAAAAGUGCAGGAGACAGCGCUGACUUCGGCAAAGCAUAUGGACGAGAAUGGCAAACGCCAAGCUAAAUCCAUAAGUGACAUCUUGCAGGACUCGGCGGCGAGCAAGCAACGUGUGUCCAGUCGUCGCCACAGCUGUAGUCGUAGUCGCAAGAAAUCGGAACAACUGAAUGAAAGUUACGCUUCGAGCAGCUCCUGUGAUAUAGACGAGGUUGUGCCCCAAAAAGCUUCAAAACCAGCACCUGCGGGCCCAGUCGAUGUCGAGAUAGCCCGUGCCGAACGUAACAACAGCAGCAACAGCGAGUUUAAGCGUGAAAUUGUAAAUGCAGACGGUAGUAAGGACAUUUGGUAUCCAAAUGGCAAUCUCAAGAAGAUCAGCGCAGAUGGCAUGAGCGUGCGCAUGUUGUAUUUUAAUAAGGACAUCAAGGAGACAGAUAUACGCGCCGGCACGACCAAGUAUUAUUACGCAGAGACGAACACGUGGCAUACAAGCUAUCUGGAUGGCCUAGAAAUACUUGAGUUCCCCAAUGGACAAACCGAGCAUCGGCACAAAAAUGGCAUCAUCGAGAUUCACUUUCCAAACAAUACCAUCAAAACGGUCGAUCCCAGUAAUACGGAAAAACUGGAGGAAUGGCGCUACGCGGAUGGGACGCAUCUGGUGCAGCUACGCAACGGUGACAAGAUAUUAAAUCUGCCCAAUGGUCAGAAGGAAAUACACACCAAAUUGAAUAAACGGCGCGAGUAUCCCGAUGGCACUGUCAAGCUCGUCUAUCCCGAUGGCAGCCAAGAAACACGCUACUCCAACGGGCGUGUGCGUCUCAAAGACAAGGAUGGCGUCCUGAUAAUGGACACGGAUUAUGCCAAGUAUUAGACGUGUUUAUCAGCUAGAUAUAGGUUU
This is a messenger RNA of Drosophila novamexicana, 2840 nucleotides long. RefSeq names its product trichohyalin (gene Sas-4). Gene Ontology annotation, molecular function: tubulin binding. The record is from RefSeq and is a predicted model, not a curated record. Bases 9 to 2813 code for a protein of 934 amino acids. The transcript is spliced from 2 exons. Gene Ontology annotation, biological process: cilium assembly; centriole elongation. Gene Ontology annotation, cellular component: centriole; nucleus; centrosome. NCBI's taxonomy places the organism in Eukaryota, Metazoa, Arthropoda, Insecta, Diptera, Drosophilidae.